Molecule: messenger RNA, 1082 nt
Organism: Oreochromis aureus
Lineage: Eukaryota; Metazoa; Chordata; Actinopteri; Cichliformes; Cichlidae
Gene: polr1h
Product: RNA polymerase I subunit H
Exons: 5
Coding region: 291-644 (117 amino acids)
Biological process (GO): DNA-templated transcription; termination of RNA polymerase I transcription
Cellular component (GO): RNA polymerase I complex
Molecular function (GO): zinc ion binding; nucleic acid binding; DNA-directed RNA polymerase activity
Source: RefSeq, a predicted model, not a curated record
ACCCGACGGUGUGUAACCAUGCAGAUGUCAGGCUGAAAGUAACAACAGAGAAUCUUUGCUAUAAACCGCGUCUUGUUUAGAUUGCCAACCCUGUGAAGACAUUAAACGGUAAAUCAUCAAAGUCUUUUGUUAAAGCCUAAGGCUGACGACGAAAGCUGAACACAGCGUUAGUUGACAGUUACAGAUUUAAUCGACUGCACUUCACGUGUUCAAGUGCCACGUGCGGUGUUUUGCUCCAGUGAGUGUUAGACAACAAAACAACAUUACCGCUUUAACUUAUUUUGGAAGAGAUGUCGUGUUUUGGUGGUGGUCCCAACUUCUGCCCAGAGUGUGGGAAUGUUCUUCCUCUCCCAGGAAUACCGGACGUAGUGUGCUGCCCCGGCUGCUCUUUUAGGAUCCCUGUAUCAGAGUUUUCAGGUCAGGAGAUCCGUUCUGCCGUGGUGUUUAACCCUGUGGAGCAGGCGCCUGUGUCUCAGGAUGAGGAGGACUCUGAAAUGAAGGGUCCUGUGAUUGACAGGCGCUGCUCUCAUUGCAACAAAGAGGGUAUGAUUUACCAUACCAGGCAGAUGAGGUCUGCAGAUGAAGGACAGACAGUCUUUUUCACCUGCAUACACUGCAGGUAUCAAGAGAAGGAGGACUCCUAAGAAGAGGGUCCUUUGCAUCCCCCCCCCCUCCGCUUACUCAGAUAUUGCUCAAGACUGCACAAAAGUGAUUUUAGACAGAGCUUAGACUAACCUUUAUUUUAAACUUGAGUUUGUACAGUUAGGAUUGAACAUCAUUUAAGUUUAUGUGACUGUUGUAUGGCUGACCGUGUCAAAAAAAACAAAAAAAAACGUAUUAAAGGAGCAUUCCUGUUUUUCUCUGUGGCUGCUUGGAUGCACAGCGCUGACAUAUAGUCAGCAGAAAGUUGUCACAGUGAAUAAAAUCAUCCAGCAGGAGUUCAGCAACACCAUAUUCUUGUCCUGAUGGAGCCCCCACUGAUUCAUGUAACUGAAUCAGAACAGGUGAAACAAUAUUGAAAUGUAUCAGCUUUAUUUUGUAUAGUUUUUUUUUUCUUUGCUAAAUAAACUUUGCUGAAUAAA